UGCGACAAACCACAUCUCUUCUUGUCUUGACCUACCGGACCAGACCAGACGCCGGCUUCCCAUACAGGACAUGCAGUCUGCGCACGAGAUUCACGUUGACCUCGUCAGGCUCCUUAGCGCCACGGAGCGCCUCGUUGCUGCUGGGGAGCCAUCAGCGGAUGGGAGCUGGGAGCACUGGCCGCGGUUCUGUCAGUUCAUCACAUGGCUGGACAGCACGCAGUCUCAGCUGCAAGCAAAGGUGGCAGAGGUUUCCCGUGGAGCCGGCGCCGGCUUGUCGCCAGCGUCCCCAGCCGCGGAGGAUCUCGCUGACUAUGACCGACGCCUCGAGAUUUUGCGGCGCAAGCGAGACGAUCUCGCGUCUGAGGCCGCCGCCGCCGACGCCGCCGCUUCAGUGAAGAACUCCGCAGCAACCGAUCCUUCGGAGCAGCAGCAGCAGCAAGCGACUGCGACUGGCGGCGUUGUCGGCGGUGCUAUUUUCACCCCCCGAGAAGAUGGUGACCGCGUUGUCAGAAGGAGGGAGGCGCGAGGCUCGUCGCGCGGCCGGAAUACCAAAGACAGCAGCCAAGAUGAUUCCGGCGGGGUGUUUGGCGGGCGGCGCCGCGGCGGGAGGGCGGAGGGGGGGGGGGAGCGGGCCGCGGACGAGGCUGAGGCGGACCAGGCUGAGGCGGACCAGGUCGCCCAGGAGAUAUCUAGCAUGGCUGGGAGGCUGAAGGAGUCCAGCGUGGCUAUCAACCAGACCCUGAGGACGCAGACCCAGGUGCUGGAAGACACGGGCGAUGCUGCCAUCCAGAACGUAGGCCGGGUAAAGAGGGAAAACGCUCGGGUGUCGGAGCGGUUGCGCAAGAAACGGGCCGCCAUGUUUGCGUCAUGGUGCAUGAUGAUCACGGUGGUGGCGACCUUCUUCGCAACCUACUUCCUCGUGAUCAUGCCGUUCGAGAAGAGAAGGGGGCCUUUCGUUACCGCCCGCACCUCAGCGUUUGCUCAGGCGGCGGAGCCGAGGGAACGCAUCCCCUCACAGCACGAACAUGUAGCAACAGCAGCGGGAGCCGCAACAGCGGAGGAGAUACAGCGCCGUGCCCAAGAGGCGUACCGUGAAACGGCGCGACGUGCCCGCGGAAGGCACGAAGGCGACAACGCUGCCCACCGCGUCGCCCGGGAGGAGAAAGAGGCGUUUCGUCACCGCCAGGCUGAGAGAAUGAUGGCCGCCAAUAGAGACAGAAAAGCGGCAAUGAAGAAGAAUUCCCAGCAGAAAACACUGGAGGCGGGGACCGACUCUGUUCCGCAACACCGUCGGGAAGAGGGAGCGGAGGUGGGGCAGGUCAACACGCAGGCUGUGAGGUGCAGUGCUCCCCCUCCCGCUUCUGAUGAAGACAGCAGUGGCGGUGCGGGGGCUUUCGGUAGCUGCAGUGCUCCUCCUCCUGAUGAAGAUGGAGAUGCUAAGGCUUCGGCCGGAAGUUGCACCGCGCCUCCUUCCGACGAGGAUGAUGAUGAUGUUACUGCUGCUGCUGCCGAAAGUUGCACAGCUCCUCCUCCUGACGAAGAUUCUGCUGAAGCUGCCGGAGGUUGCACAGCUCCCCCUCCAGGCGAACAUGCUGCUGCUGCUGACACUACGGAUCAAACUGUGCCGGCGGUCGGAGGGACAGAGGCCUCUGCCGCACAGCCCGUGCUCGACCCGGCGGCAAGUGUGGAGGAGCACCGACGAAGGGCGAAUCAGGCGUACGAGGAACGGUCUAGGCGCGAGACCGAGAACCAGGACAGCACAAACGCCGGGCUCCGUCUUGUCGCGGAGGAAAAGGAGAAGUACCGGCAACAACAAGCCGAGAAAAUGCUGCAGGCAGCGAGCGAACGCAAAGCCAUGGCGACCGCGGGAACGGGCAGGGAGGAGGCACAAGCACGGCAGCGGGACGAGGAGGAGGAGGCGGAGGCGGCCUUACAGCCCAGGGCUCUCGGUGCCACCGGAGGCGAAACCGCCAGGGACGACAACACCACCACGGAUGAUAACACGACGGCUGAUGACAACGAUGAGCGGGUUGGAGGUGGACAAGUCGACCGUGCCGGGGGUCCCGCCGCUGAGGUGGCCGAAGAAGCGGACAAAGGAAGCGAUGAUGCCGCGGCCCUACCACCUUCUGUAGACUCUCAAGAGAAUCAUCAGGCGGGGCGUCGAAGGGCGGAAGAGGCGAGGUUGGCAUACGAACAAAACGCGCGCCGCGCGGCGGACAGCUUGGCCAGCCAAAACGCCGGGCAGCGGCUGGUCUCUGAGGAGAAGGAAAAGUACCGGCAACGCCAAGCAAAAAAAAUCAUGGAAGGUGCGGCGAGGAGGAAGCAGCAGCGCCACGAACAAGGCGGCGAAACUAGCGAUCAGCUAGAGCUGGCGGGUGACGGUUCACCGCCUGACUCAGAGACCGGCAGAGAGACUGCCGACGGGACGAUUGGAAACCCCGCUGAGGAUCCCGCUUCGGGAGUUGGGGGUGACGGUGGUGGUGGUGGUGCUACUCCUGCGGUUGGGAGCAGCGAGCGUGGGAGUGACCAGGGAUCAGGCGGUCUCGAUGCCGUUCGCAUGCGGCUGCGCAAGAGCUUGGGGAGCAAGCGGGGGGCAGGAGGAGGAGAAGGAGGAGAGACGUCAACGAACGGUCACGGUAGCCGAAGAGACGAGCUUUGACCUUUGCUGUGCUGAUGAUCUUCCUUGCGUUCUUGCGCCGCAAGGCUACAUCCGGCGACCCUAGGCUCGAGUGUUGUCGUGUCUCUGAGCCGGGCACGGUAAGAUGGUUGUGUGCCAAUUUUGUUUGGAUGAAAAUACAAGUUGUGGCAUCCUUUGUCGUACUUGACCGCCAGGCAAGUUGUGGGAGUGAGAGCUGCUUUCCAUCCGGUGCCUUGUGCAAGAGAGGAACGGGCUUGCUUUCGAAAUUGUUGUGGAGCUUGCAUUUGGUUUAGUUGAGGAUAAAUUAUAGAAGUAGUCUGCAUAGCCUGGGAGUUAAUUCUCUCCGAACCCAUCAUUGACGAAUACAGCACUUGAUCUGUUACUCCCCAAACCUGAAAACCUGAAAAUUCCUAAACCUGAACAACAACUAAUAAAAACUGAAC
Molecule: messenger RNA, 3081 nt
Organism: Ectocarpus sp. CCAP 1310/34
Lineage: Eukaryota; Phaeophyceae; Ectocarpales; Ectocarpaceae
Source: the annotation of a GenBank genome assembly